AUGGAAUACAGAAAGCUUCUCCGCGAUUAUCAACUUGGAAAGUUUGAAGAAAAAGCAGCAGGCGUACAGGCAAGCCAGCCUGUUCCAUUUGCAUCUACGCGAUUAUUAACUGAUGAGUCUGAUGCUGGUAACGCCACUAAUGCUGCCAACGUCCAUAUUGACGACCGAUUCACAGAAGUUGCCUACUCCGAAGGUCGUUAA
Mucor velutinosus is the source of this 201-nucleotide messenger RNA. RefSeq lists its product as uncharacterized. NCBI's taxonomy places the organism in Eukaryota, Fungi, Mucoromycota, Mucoromycetes, Mucorales, Mucoraceae. The record is from RefSeq and is a predicted model, not a curated record. The coding region runs from base 1 to 201 and encodes 66 amino acids. The transcript has 3 exons.